GCGGCCGAACGACGGCCUCUUCUGCCGAACGAACUCAAAGUCGUCAGCGUGGCUCGCAGCACCACGCAGUCUCGACCGCCCUUUCGUCGCUCUCAUUCGCAAACACAUGUGUUUGGCAGCACUACGAGAGGGCCAGGUGCAUGUUACGAGUCUUUUGAAGCUUUAUCUCCGAUCGUCAGGUCAUUCAAGCCCAUCACAAUGUCGCCGGCACCAAAUCAAAAUAAUUCGGUGUGGAAGGCGAGGCCACGUGGCGCCAUCAGCAGCGUCCAGGUCAUCAGCGAACCCGCCAUCAAAGAAUUGCAGAUUUUGUACCCGGCGCACAAGAGCCCCUCGGAAAUGUUCCUGCCGCGCACCCCACUGAAGGUGGCGCCCGUCGCCCCUCGCAGGGUGUACACGCGCAGCCUGACGACGCCCCCGGGGGCCGUGUCGGCGGCGGCGGCAGCGGCCGCUGCGGCGGUGCUGCCUUCGCGGCCGCCGCGCCGAGUCACGUUCGACCUUUCGUGUGGCACCACCGGUGGGGCGGCCGGCGAACUAGGCAACCAGCAGCACAACGGAGGCGGCACGCAGCAGCAGCAGCAGCAGCAGGCCGGCGCCAACAGUGUCUCCGACAUCGCCGGAGUGUCCAACUGGCUCAGGAGUCGCCGCCACAACGCCAACAAGGAGAGCUUCAGGAUUAAGAUCGCCGUCAACAGCGUUGCUGAUUUGCUCCGCAGACGCUUCUCGAGCGUGCACUGCUCGUUCAACAACAACAUCAACAACCACAUCUUGCAGCUGAGCAACGCCAACAACAAGGUAUUUUCGGGCGUCGUGCAGCAGGCGAACGGCCUCCGCCGCUUUUCGAGCAUCGCUGCCAUCGACGCGAAAAAACUGCCGCCGACAGUGGGGCCGCCGCCGACUGCCUCCAAUGGGGGCGGUUGCUUCGCGGCCACCUCGGCGGCCGCCAUCUCGCUCGUCCGGUGUUGCCGCGAGGGCGACGAGGCCGCCCUGCAGGACCUCAUGACCGGCGCCAACGGCCUCCAGCUGCAGCCCUCUGACGUUAACACCUACGACAACUCCGGAAGGACACCUGUGAGCUACAUCGCCUCGAGCGGCUCGUUAGCCAUGCUUGAGGCCCUGGCCCAGUUUCCAGCCGUGGACUUCAACUACCCGGACAACGAGGGCAACACCCCGCUGCACUUCGCCGCCCAAGCCGGUCACGUUGAGGUGCUAAAUCUGCUGCUGAGUCGAUGCUCGGGGGUUGAAGUGGACGCGCGCAACUCGCUGGGAUUCACCCCACUAAUGAAAGCCGCUCUGCAGGGAAGGACCAAGUGCGCCAAACUGCUGCUUUUUGCAGGGGCAUCUCCAGCGUUGAGGGACUUGGGCCGCGGCUACCGAGCGGAGCAGUGGGCCCGGUACUGCGGCCGCCACAUGUGCGCCGAAGUGAUUGACAAAUUCUCGCGGCACCGCCUGCUGGAGCGGGCGGGGGCCACGCACCCCGGUGCGGCCGUGGGCGGCGGCCGCUGGGGCAGCGAGCCCGAGCUGACGGCCCAGGCGUGUCCGCCGCAGGCGGCCGCGCCCUCCUCCUCCGGCGGGGGCUCCUGGCUCAAGAGCAAGUUGAAACGGGCCUUCAAGUCGUCGCCGGCGAACCAAGACUCCCCUUCGAAGGCCUCCAAGCACCCUCCGCAGGAGGCGCCGGCGCCGCCACCGGCGCCGGUCGCCUCCCCUCCCCCUCUCACGCCGCGCGUCUUCAUCGUGCCCAAGGUGCAGGUGACCCCGGCCGGGUCGUCGGCGGGACCCUCGGAGGCCGACGGCGCCGACCAGACGCGGACGGCGGCCAACGCGCGCCGGAAAAAAUAGCAGCAGGAGGAGGAGUUUAUUCGCUACCUCUUGUACGAAUAAAUUCCCACUUUGCAUGGACACGGCAGUGCUCCCUUUGACGCGCAGUGUACAUAUUUAAAAAAAAAAAUUGCAUACAAAUUAGAGCGUUAUUUCUUAUUCUGGCGAGGUCGAUCGCAGCAUGUGAUUUGUAUUAAUUGACACGUUGGUGGGCUGUGCGGAAUAAAUUUGCAGAAGAAAACAACACACUUGAAUUUGUAAUGCGCCCGGAUAAUUUGCUCUUGUGUCGGAAAUUCAAAGUGUGAAAGAAGAUUUUAUUUGAUUAAAUUUCAUUGAUUUUCCUUUCAAAAUUGGCUGUUAUACGGGUUUAUAUAUAAUUGCUACAGCUUUGAAUUUUUUAUUAAGCGUGGAUAUUUUUUGUACGGAUGAUUUGAUUGAAUAAGGGUGACACAGUAAAGCAGGCGCCCUUGCAUAAUGUAUUCCCCGUGUGUGCAGGAACUGAUAAGGACGGGAGGGGGGUGGUGUGAUAAGCCAGGAAUAGAUAUUAAUUAUUGCUGUCGUUUCAAGUCAACAAACUGUAUAUAUACCAGCACCUCCGAUGCACCGACAAAAAUAUGUCAUUCGAUCUGUAGCAGCACUUUACGAAAACCUUUUCUACCCUUAAGCAAGAAACACCAAAAAUGUGUCAAAUUGAUAAAGAUUUAAUCUAAAUAAGCGCAGCUUUUAUUUUUGUGAAUAUUAAAUUUGCAGAAAUUUGAAACAGUCAAAGCUUUGUGCAGCUUUUGUUCCAGUCUUUGCUUUGGAGGAACUCAAAGUGGUCGACUUGGAUAAGCUUUGAUCUAUUAAGAAUAAAAAUGGAAUCAUUUUUUUGUUUCCUAACAAUAUUGUGUCUUGCUCCAGUUUCAUUUAAGAUCAAAGACGUUACAGUUGCAAUAUCAAAAAUGAGACAAGCAGAAAGAACACCACCAAGAUCUACUGAAAUCACCAAAAUAAUUUUCUGAUGCAUUUUUAUACACCUGCUGGUUUUUCAAUAUUUGACGCUUGUUGGCUACAGACACAACUCUGCACUUUUGUCACUAGAUGUUGUAAAUUUGUCUUCCUUCUCUGAUUUAAUUAAAUCUAUGGCCAAUGUGAUUAAAAUAUACACGAAUCAAGGUUACAAGUUGCAUAUUUGCUUUUAUUUAUGUAAUCCUUUCUCAUAAAAUUUUUUUUAACAAUUUCUGCCUGUCGCAG
Messenger RNA from Neocloeon triangulifer, 3048 nucleotides. RefSeq names its product espin-like. Gene Ontology annotation, molecular function: protein binding. The transcript has 8 exons. NCBI's taxonomy places the organism in Eukaryota, Metazoa, Arthropoda, Insecta, Ephemeroptera, Baetidae. The coding region runs from base 199 to 1836 and encodes 545 amino acids. The record is from RefSeq and is a predicted model, not a curated record.